CCAAGUAAUAGUUUUCGACUUUUCCGAAAUUUCAGACCAAUCCCUAAACCUUAACUCUAAAAUUAUCGAAGCCUUCGGUCCUGAAGGAGUAGGCUUAUGUUUAAUAAAGAACGUCCCAGGUUACCCUUAAGCCCGUUUAAAAUUACUCCCAUUAGCCCAUAAACUAGCUCACCUUCCCUAAGAAAAACUUAAAGAAUUAACAAAACCUGAAUAUAUGCACGCUAUAGGUUGGAGUCAUGGUGUAGAAUAAUUUAAAGGGUAAUACGAUUUUUAAAAAGGUAGCUUUUACGCUAAUCCUUUAAGAGAUAUUCCUAUAGAAUUAACUGAAUAAUAAAAAAAAAACGGUGCCUUUUAUGGCCCUAAUGUAUGGCCUAAAGAUACUAUUCCGGAAUUGGAAACUGUAUUUAAGAAUAUGGGAAAAAUAAUAGUAGAAACAGGAUCUUUAUUGUCUCAUCAUAUCGAUAAAUAUGUAAAUAGUGUAUAAGCAAAUUACAAAAUAGGCACUUUGGAAGAUAUAGUAAAAAACGGACAAUAACCAUUGGCUAGACUACUUCAUUAUUUUGCUAGUAAUAAAUAAAAAAAUAUUGAUGACGACUGGUGUGGCUGGCAUAAUGACCAUGCAGCUUUAACUGGUUUAUGUGGUGCUAUAUAUACGGACUCAUAGGGUAAUAUAGUUGAAGAUUUUAGUGAUCCUGAAGGUGGAUUGUAUGCCAAAAACAGAUUUACGGAAAUACAAAGAAUUUAAAUCCCGGCUGAUUGCCUAGCUUUCUAAAUUGGGGAAACUGCAUAAAUUAUUACAGGAGGAUUUCUUGAAGCUACACCUCAUUGUGUUGUUAGAGGAUCUAAAAGUAUUAAUAGUGGUGUCUCGAGGAAUAGUUUUGCAAUGUUUAUGUAACCAGGACCGGAUUAUGUUUUAAAUGUACCAGAUGGAGUUAGUAUAGAUUAGGCAGUUGGGAGAGAAGCUUAUAAUGUACCGAAACUUAAAAAUAGAUGGGAAUAAGGGAUUUCGUAUUUGAAUUAUUCUUUUAAUUCUUUUAAGAGUUAUAGUUGAUUAUUUUUUGGUUUAAUUUGUAUGUAUUUUUGUCUUAUGUCUUUUUUGUUAUUAUUAUUUAAUUUAAUUUUUCAGUAAUUUA
Ichthyophthirius multifiliis is the source of this 1133-nucleotide messenger RNA. RefSeq lists its product as hypothetical. The record is from RefSeq and is a predicted model, not a curated record. The transcript has a single exon. Lineage: Eukaryota; Ciliophora; Oligohymenophorea; Hymenostomatida. The annotation marks the transcript as partial.